UGGACGGAAACAGUACCCGGACCAACAAGCUAACGCAACAAUGCUUUUCUACUCGUUUUUCAAGUCGCUGGUUGGGAAGGACGUGGUGGUGGAGCUCAAAAAUGACUUGAGCAUCUGCGGAACGCUCCAUUCUGUUGACCAGUACCUGAACAUUAAGCUGACAGACAUCAGCGUCACCGACCCAGAAAAAUAUCCUCACAUGCUGUCGGUGAAAAACUGCUUCAUCCGAGGGUCGGUGGUCCGAUACGUGCAGCUGCCGGCCGACGAGGUGGACACUCAGCUGCUGCAGGACGCUGCGAGAAAAGAAGCCAUGCAGCAGAAGCAGUGAUGGGGGGUCGGAGGGUCCGGGGUGGUUCUAACGGGGAGUUUGGGUUUGGAGAGAACUUCAUUUAGUUGUUUUUGUUUCUGUGCAGCGCAGURAUUAGCUUCAGUAAUUGAGCAGCAGUGAUGGAUGACGCUGCUCCUCGCAGGACCAUUUGAUUUGAUUCUGACUUUUUGUUGCAAAAGAAUCGAAACAAAUUUAGUUUGAAGAGUCCGGAGAGAAGAAAACAUCCUGUUGUUGUUUAUGUUGACAACUAGUGUUUCUGUUAAAACCUGUUUUUUUUUUUAUGUCACCUAAAAAUAAAAGUUAUUUAUAUUUUGA
Molecule: messenger RNA, 643 nt
Organism: Austrofundulus limnaeus
Lineage: Eukaryota; Metazoa; Chordata; Actinopteri; Cyprinodontiformes; Rivulidae
Gene: lsm2
Product: smx5
Biological process (GO): mRNA splicing, via spliceosome
Cellular component (GO): U6 snRNP; Lsm1-7-Pat1 complex; catalytic step 2 spliceosome
Molecular function (GO): RNA binding
Source: RefSeq, a predicted model, not a curated record